ACGGGGACUGGCAGGUGCCCGACCCUUACGGGCCAGGUGGCGGCAAUGGGGCCAGCGCGGGUUAUGGGGGCUACAGCUCCCAGACCUUGCCCUCGCAGGCGGGGGCCACCCCCACCCCUCGCACGAAGGCCAAGCUCAUCCCCACCGGCCGGGAUGUGGGGCCAGUGCCCCCCAAGCCAGUUCCAGGCAAGAGCACCCCCAAACUCAACGGCAGCGGCCCGAGCUGGUGGCCUGAGUGCACCUGUACCAACCGGGACUGGUAUGAACAGGUGAAUGGCAGCGAUGGCAUGUUCAAAUACGAGGAGAUAGUACUUGAGCGGGGCAACUCUGGCCUGGGUUUCAGUAUCGCAGGUGGCAUCGACAAUCCCCAUGUCCCUGAUGACCCUGGCAUCUUUAUUACCAAGAUCAUCCCUGGUGGAGCAGCUGCCAUGGAUGGCAGGCUGGGGGUGAAUGACUGUGUGCUGCGGGUGAAUGAGGUGGACGUGUCAGAGGUGGUGCACAGCCGGGCUGUGGAGGCACUGAAGGAGGCGGGCCCUGUGGUGCGGUUGGUAGUGCGGAGGCGACAGCCCCCACCUGAGACCAUCAUGGAAGUCAAUCUGCUCAAAGGGCCCAAAGGCCUGGGUUUCAGUAUUGCUGGGGGUAUUGGCAAUCAGCACAUCCCAGGAGACAACAGCAUCUACAUCACCAAGAUCAUUGAAGGGGGUGCUGCUCAGAAGGAUGGACGUCUACAGAUUGGAGACCGGCUGCUGGCGGUGAACAACACCAAUCUGCAGGAUGUGAGGCAUGAGGAAGCUGUGGCCUCACUGAAGAAUACAUCUGAUAUGGUUUAUUUGAAGGUGGCCAAGCCAGGCAGCCUCCACCUCAACGACAUGUAUGCUCCCCCUGACUACGCCAGCACUUUUACUGCCUUGGCUGACAACCACAUAAGCCAUAAUUCCAACCUGGGUUAUCUUGGGGCUGUGGAGAGCAAGGUCAGCUAUCCUGCUCCUCCUCAGGUUCCCCCCACUCGCUACUCUCCUAUCCCCAGGCACAUGCUGGCUGAGGAGGAUUUCACCAGAGAGCCCCGCAAGAUCAUUCUGCACAAGGGCUCCACAGGCCUGGGCUUCAACAUCGUAGGAGGAGAGGAUGGAGAAGGCAUUUUUGUCUCCUUCAUCCUGGCAGGAGGCCCCGCUGACCUGAGUGGGGAGCUGCGCAGGGGAGACCGGAUCUUAUCGGUGAAUGGAGUGAACUUGAGGAAUGCAACUCACGAGCAGGCUGCAGCCGCUCUGAAACGGGCUGGCCAGUCAGUCACCAUUGUGGCCCAGUACAGACCUGAAGAGUACAGUCGCUUUGAAUCGAAGAUACAUGACUUGAGAGAACAAAUGAUGAACAGCAGUAUGAGCUCUGGGUCUGGGUCCCUUCGAACAAGUGAGAAGAGGUCUUUGUACGUCAGGGCCCUGUUUGAUUAUGAUCGGACUCGGGACAGCUGCCUGCCAAGCCAGGGGCUCAGCUUCUCUUAUGGUGAUAUUCUGCAUGUCAUUAAUGCCUCUGAUGAUGAGUGGUGGCAGGCAAGGCUGGUGACCCCACAUGGAGAAAGUGAGCAGAUUGGUGUGAUCCCCAGUAAGAAGAGGGUGGAAAAGAAAGAAAGAGCUCGAUUGAAAACCGUGAAGUUCCAUGCCAGGACAGGGAUGAUUGAGUCUAACAGGGACUUCCCGGGGUUAAGUGACGAUUAUUAUGGAGCAAAGAACCUGAAAGGACAAGAGGAUGCUAUUUUGUCCUAUGAGCCAGUGACACGACAAGAAAUUCACUAUGCAAGACCUGUGAUCAUCCUGGGCCCAAUGAAGGACCGAGUCAAUGAUGACCUGAUUUCCGAGUUCCCACAUAAAUUUGGAUCCUGUGUGCCACAUACUACCCGGCCUCGGCGUGAUAAUGAGGUGGAUGGGCAAGACUACCACUUUGUGGUGUCCCGAGAACAAAUGGAGAAGGAUAUUCAGGACAAUAAGUUCAUCGAGGCGGGCCAGUUCAAUGAUAAUCUCUACGGGACCAGCAUCCAGUCAGUGCGGGCAGUUGCAGAGAGGGGCAAGCACUGUAUCUUAGAUGUUUCCGGCAAUGCUAUCAAGAGACUGCAGCAAGCACAACUUUACCCCAUUGCCAUUUUCAUCAAGCCUAAGUCCAUUGAAGCCCUUAUGGAAAUGAACCGACGGCAGACAUACGAACAAGCAAAUAAGAUCUAUGACAAAGCCAUGAAACUGGAGCAGGAGUUUGGAGAAUACUUUACAGCCAUUGUACAGGGUGACUCACUGGAAGAGAUUUAUAACAAAAUCAAACAGAUCAUUGAGGACCAGUCUGGGCACUACAUUUGGGUCCCAUCCCCUGAAAAACUCUGAAGAAUCCCCUCCAACCAUUCUCUUGUGAACAGAAGAAAUCAAGUCCCUCUUCCCUCCUCCCUCUUCAUUCCUGUCCCCAUGGGGAGAACAAAUGCUACUGUUCUUGCCCCCUUUUUUAGAUAUGUCAAAAAAAAAUUGAGUUUUCUAGUCCUGUUCUUUUUUUUAAAGUUUUUGUUUUGUUUUAGUUUACUUUUUGAGAUGACGCCAUCUCACUCAUCAUGUGACUGUGCCCAUUCCUGCAUGGACCUUUCCCAAGCGCUAGCACAGGUGCAAAUCCAUCAGAGCCAUUGUUUUCAUAAACAUCAAGCGGAAGCGAAGAGAAGAGAGGAGGACUGAUGGAAAGACAUCCUCUGGACAGCUGCACGGCUUGUGAAGUGAGCUAAAUGCACCACAUGAUGAGGUGCUCCUGGGCAUUUCUACCUAUCUGUACUGCUGUCUCACAGCUCUGAGGCGGUGCAACGUAAUGGCAACAGAAAGUAUCUUAUUUAUAUAUAGAUAUAUAUAUGUAAUUUAUAUAAAAUAUAUAGAAAUUAUUAUAUAUAUAUAUUAUACACUCUCAUAUAAUAUAUAUAUAUUCACACACAUUUGGACUAGAAAAAUCUAUGGAGACUUCAUCAAUGGUACUAUGUGAUUAGAGAAAUGCUUUAAUUUUCACAUUCCAGUCAGAUGGCAUCUUCUAUCCCAGCUGGUUGGGAAGAGAUUGAAAAUGGUAGUUAGUGCUGCACUAAAGGGCACUCACAUUUGGUCAUUCUCUUGAGAGCUAAAGUUUUCUCUAGGAGGGGUCAGCCUGAGGCCUGAGAGAAACGGCUUUUGCCUGGGGGCAAGAGGGUUGGAGACUUGACCUGAAAGCAGCUGCUGCCCCUGAGGUGCGGUCAGUCCUGUGUGAGGUCAAAGAGAGAAUGGCUAUGAUGCUCCAUGUGAAAUUGCCUAUUGUUUUAUGCCACCUGAUGUGUCUGCAUGAGAGGUUUCCUUUUGUUUAUUUUUAAGCUGCUGUUAAACCAAAACCAUGUUGUGCUACUGUGUCAGCCUUUUCAUUAUUGCAAAUUUUACUUUUACUAUUUAAGUGAAUGCAUAGAAUCCAGUCUGCCAAUGUUCUGAAGGCUUAUGAGGUCCUGAAGGAGCCAGACCUUGAGAGGCAGUCGGUGACCCAGGCCUGGCCAUCCUGUCAGCAGAAGGGAGAGCAGAGCUGGUGAGAGCUCAGAGGGGGAGCCGGGGCUCUGCGCUGCCACGCUGUCCCUUCACUCACCCGCCAAGGACAUGCUGGGCUCAGCUGAGGUUCCUUCCCAGGGCCCACCAACAGGGACAGGGAGUCACAGCCUUCCAGUUCUGUUUUGGGACAGUGGAACAGCACUCGGCUUGGCCAGCCACGCCAUGAGUUUGAUUUGGGUUUUUUGUUGCAGCUGCUUCAUAUGCCCUGCCCCAGCUCCCUCCUCAACAGCUGGUAGCUUACUGUUUCUUCAAGAAAAAAGUAGACUUUAAUGCUGUACAUUUGAGCUAUAGAGCUAAGAUUCACUUACUGGUGAGCUGUGAAACCAUGUUACUUUUUCCCAGAGUCUGAUGGCAGUGAUUGUGGUCAAGGGAGUCCUAGCCCACCACCCGUGCAGACAGCAGGUGUGGUUCAGGCCCUCCCCAACCCCACUGUGCUCCUUUGAAGCCAAUGUGCCUCCCUCACCUCCAUGCUGGAGGGAUGACGCAGGGAAGAAUGAAGAAACGCUUGGCCCUAGAGCUGAGGCCCUUGUCUCCCAGCCUGCUGGGUUAGGGCCUGUGCAAAGGACACCAUAUGGAAGAGGCUUUAAGCACUACCAGUCAAGUUUGGGAAAUCUGUUAACAAUUGUCCUACCAGCAUAAUGAGGCUAACUGUAAAGUACGGGGCCCAGAAUGAGGGUAAAGAAAGGGCAGCAGCUUUCCCUGAGCAGUACACUGGGUUGAUGGCAAAGAGGGAUAAAGCGAUGACUGAUUGUGACUCUGGUGAGGGAGGGGGUGAGCACAGAAGGUCUUGAUUCUCUGAUGUUAACUAAGUGGUGAAGUCUGAACCAUGUUCAACCCUCUCCCCCUCCCAGAGAAGAGAAGCAAAGAUUCAAAGUAAGCAUGACACUAGUUGGUUUACCAGUGUUCCUUCCAAGGAGACAUAUAUUUUUUAAUAAACGAUAGUUGCAAUGAA
Messenger RNA from Carlito syrichta (Philippine tarsier), 4527 nucleotides. RefSeq names its product discs large MAGUK scaffold protein 3 (gene DLG3). Bases 288 to 2366 code for a protein of 692 amino acids. Gene Ontology annotation, cellular component: neuromuscular junction; neuron projection; postsynaptic density membrane. The transcript is spliced from 19 exons. Gene Ontology annotation, molecular function: kinase binding. Gene Ontology annotation, biological process: chemical synaptic transmission. Lineage: Eukaryota; Metazoa; Chordata; Mammalia; Primates; Tarsiidae. The record is from RefSeq and is a predicted model, not a curated record.